AUGACGGAAGAGCUGAGCUACAUCAAGAUCAAAACAGCCAAUGAGGCACGCCUGGCCGAGGAGGCACGGACAGAGACGCUGAAGCGGAACAUCAUCGUGCUCAUGCUUCAUCACCUGCAAAUGCACAGCUAUGUGGAAACGGCCGCUGCGCUCGAGGCCGAGGCCGGUGUGAGCUCGGGGCGGUUUACCGUCUGUGACAACAUCGACCUCAUUAGCAUUGUCCAAGAGUUUGAAGCCUUUUACAAGAUUAAGUUUGGCCGUGCCCCAAAACUCAUCAAGAAGCAAGCCCCAACCAGCGCAGAGCUGCGACCGGGUCGGCUUCAGGCCAAAAAGGCCGCCAAUAAAAUGCGUCAGUCUGCUUCGCCAGCCUCGACUGGAGCUGGAUCAACUGGAGGCGGACCAUCUCUACCUCGCGUUGAGAGCCCUCCCGGCAUCGGGUCGGGCAGUGGUGCGGGAUCGGGUGGCAGCGGCGGCGGGGGACGUCGGCGUCCAGAAUCAACCAUGCGACGCCAAGGCAACAGCAGUGGCAAUGGUGCCGGCGCCACCCUUGCCUCCGCUGCCAACGGUGUCAAACCAUUGCCUCCUAGCACCCGCCGUAGUGGAGGUCGCCCCGUUCGCACACCAGAUGCCACGGGCGGCUCCGACAAUGGCAUAUUACCAGACCUGGACCUGGCCGUCCAGGCCACCUCCGUCGCCCAACCGGCGGGUGGUCGAGCCGGAACCAAGAGUCGCCCUCAGGUGAUUGAUGUCAAGUCUCAGCUGGCAGAUGCCGUUCAACACGCUACACGUGAAGCUCUUGAUGGUUACAACCACCAUGACGACAAACUACUGAAGCCAAUCGCUGGCUUUGGCUACACGGGUCAAAUGCGCGACCUGGCCAACGUUAUUAGCCGAGAUAUCUACUCCCAAAAUCCCAACGUAAGGUGGACCGACAUUAUUGGAUUGGACAAGGCGUGCAAGCUGGUCAAGGAAGCCGUCGUUUAUCCCAUUCGAUACCCGCAACUCUUUCGCGGCAUCCUGUCCCCAUGGAAAGGCCUGUUGCUUUAUGGCCCCCCGGGAACCGGCAAAACCAUGCUGGCCAAGGCCAUUGCCACUGAAUGCCAGACUACCUUUUUCAACAUUUCAUCUUCUUCCAUUGUUAGCAAAUGGCGCGGCGACUCGGAAAAACUGGUGCGCGUUCUUUUUGAACUCGCAAGGUACCAUGCCCCCUCGACCAUUUUCCUGGAUGAGCUGGACUCGAUCAUGUCCACCCGUGAUGGUGGCGAAGGCAAGCGCCGCCUGCACGGUGGCUCGAGCGAUCACGAGGGCAGCCGGCGCAUGAAAACAGAGCUUCUCAUGCAAAUGGACGGACUUAGCAAGAGCGAUGAUCUGGUUUUCGUGCUUGGUGCUUCGAACCUACCCUGGGAACUGGAUCCGGCCAUGCUGCGGCGACUGGAAAAACGUAUUCUGGUCGACCUACCGACCCAGAGCGCACGCGAGGCCAUGUUCCGGCAUCAUCUGCCUGAUGUCACCGUGACGGAUGAGGAGGAUGGUGUCAUGCUGCGAGCUGAUGUGGAAUAUGCCCGUGCUGCACAGGCCACAGAGGGUUAUUCUGGAUCGGACAUUCGAUUGGUAUGCAAGGAAGCGGCCAUGCGACCCGUGCGAAAGAUUUUUGAUAUGUUGGAGUCAGGCAACGCCGAGCCGCUGCGAAAUGCUACCCUUGACCCCGUUGUGACCGAGGAUGUGCUGGCAGCCAUCGCUACCACCAAGCCAUCGGCGUCAGGUCUACAGGACCGAUACAAGCGUUGGCAGUCUGAAUUUGAAUCCGUCUAAGCAAGACCCCGCUCUUGCAUCACCCUGCCAGCAUACGCCACGCGGAAGCUGCGAUGCCCGGGUGACUCCCAGUGCUAAGCGCUCGGAUUCAGCCCAUCUGCCUCCAUCCCAGCUCCUUCUGAGGACAUGGUUUUAACUGACUUACAUCAUUGCCGUGUGUCUGACACAGCCCAUGGCCGUUUCUGAAAUUGAAAAGCCGCAUCAUGUAUGUAUGUGGUGAUAAGAUG
Monosiga brevicollis MX1 is the source of this 2039-nucleotide messenger RNA. RefSeq lists its product as uncharacterized. The transcript is spliced from 5 exons. The record is from RefSeq and is a predicted model, not a curated record. Bases 1 to 1812 code for a protein of 603 amino acids. Gene Ontology annotation, molecular function: ATP hydrolysis activity; ATP binding; protein binding. NCBI's taxonomy places the organism in Eukaryota, Choanoflagellata, Craspedida, Salpingoecidae.